Messenger RNA from Schistosoma guineensis, 4096 nucleotides. The record is from the annotation of a GenBank genome assembly. NCBI's taxonomy places the organism in Eukaryota, Metazoa, Platyhelminthes, Trematoda, Strigeidida, Schistosomatidae.
UCCCUAAUAAACUCGAAUGGGAAAUUCACAAAAGUCCCUUAAAUUACUGACCACUCACUAUAAUUGUAUUCCUUGAUAAUAAUGCAGCAUUUUACUCUGCCGAGCAAGAGGUUAUAUGUCAAUGUUUACCAUUGAAAUAGGUACAUACAUCUGAUGUAAACUCUCUACCUAGAUACUACCAGUCGAGUUAUAUCCUAGUGAUCAUAAGUGUCCCCUCAGAAAUAUACUUUCGCUACCUAAAUUUUCAGGGGUGGCAUCUCAGGAUAUUCUCUUGCUGACCUAGAACACUCAGCUGACAUAAUUCUAUUAAGCGAAAACACGGAUAAAAUGCAGUUUUCUGAUCUUCAUGAAUAAUAACGUUAGCAUGCUUAGGAUGUGUUUUUCUCCCUCUAAAUACAGAGUGAUGCUUCAAGCAUUUUCUGUUUCAACUGUCGAACUUGUAGUGGGAGUGAAGCAGCUGAGUUCUUUGACCGUUUCGUCAGCCCUGGAGGGUUUGUAUCCAAAGAAAUCUUGGAAUGAAUUCAAAAAGCCCUGUUAGUUCCUGCCAACAUACAUCACUCGUGGCGUAAGCGUAAUGUCUAUUUCCCAAUUAAAGGGUGUGUAUACUGCUCUGUUCUCCCUUGUGGCUGUGGAACAUAGUCUAUGGGAGCUUGGAGUGAUACACAUCUGUGCUAGGUUCUGUGAUGAUGACGUUUGUCUGUCUGCCAAUGUAUCAUGUUACAAGUGUUUAAUUAUUUGUGAAAUUAAUGAAAAAAAGAUAUUUACUACUCAGUCGACCAAUAAAAUACGUCUAGACAAUAAACUCCCAAUAUAUAUUGUUCGCUUUUUGCUGCGCCUUUUCUCUCAAUAAACGUUGAUUUUAAUUGUACCUGUGAUAUAUAUUGUUGUUCUCACAAUUUUGGCAUGAGAUUAUCUAGCCGUGAUUUUGUAACUCAAUUGACACUAUGCCUUUGUUGGGUUAAAUGAAGUGUAUUUAAUAAUUAUUUUAAAAUAAUGUUUCCAUAAUUUCAUUUUGAAACAUUGAUUACUAAAAUAGUUUAUAUGUUUAAAUCUUGACCAUAUUGUUUUUAUCAUUGGUCAGAAUGAUAAUUCACUUUCUUGUUAGGUUCAGGUUUUCAGUUAUUACUAUGAACUAGCAAAACAACUUUUUUGAAUAGUGUACAUUUUCUAUUAAUUGACCUUCAUAUUCACAAAUUUGUUUUAUUUACUUAUUUGAAGUAUUUAAUUUCUGUAGGAAUGUCAAGUUUUGUGUUGUUUUUAUUUGAAAAAUAGGUUUAAUCUUUCAGUCUAAAUACUGUUUAUCAUUGUUUUAUUGAAAAGAUACUUUGAGGUGACAAAAAAAUGCAUCAAUUUAUCUCAGAAUAAACUGAAAUCAUGCUUCGUAUUUGUUCUCAUAUUCAUAUAUCGUAUGGUCGUUUCAGAGUGUUUUCAUGUAAACACUCUAAAAAGUAUAUCCAUUCUUCUAUUCCUAUUAUAUCUCAAAAGAUAACUUCAUUGUCUAUUAACCAAACAGAGUAUGCUAAGACGUUAGCAGAUUCCUUAAUUCAAGGUAAUCGUUAUAGUUUAGCAAGAGCAAUUACACUUUUGGAAUCUUCUAAAGCUGAACGUCGUGCUGAGGGUCAAUAUAUUCUUGAUGCAGUAAUAAAACAUUUGGCGCACCAAGAACUAAAAACUGGAAAGUUUACAUUCAGAAUUGGUCUCUCUGGCCCACCAGGUGCUGGGAAAAGUACAUUUAUUGAAGCAUUUGGUGGUCGCCUUACAGGUAGUAAACCAUGGAAUCCUGUAAUUAAUACUUCUUAUAAAUCUUAUGGUAAGCAGCGGUUGACACUAGACGAAGAACAUUUCAAUCAAGAAAUCAGAAAACUUCAUCGUGUAGCUGUCUUAGCAAUAGAUCCUUCUUCACAUACAACUGGUGGUAGUCUCUUGGCCGAUAAAACUCGAAUGCCUGAACUGUCCAGUAAUAUGAAUGCCUACAUACGACCAUCCCCUAGUGGUGGAAAUUUAGGUGGUGUUGCUCGUGCAACUAGUGAAUCCAUCCUAUUAUGUGAAGCUGCAGGAUUUGAAACUGUCCUCGUAGAAACUGUUGGUGUUGGACAGUUAGAGUUCGCUGCUGCAGAUAUGGUUGAUAUGUUUGUCUUGAUUAUUCCUCCUGCUGGAGGUGAUGAAUUACAAGGCAUAAAACGAGGGAUUGUUGAAGUUGCUGAUCUGGUUCUAGUGAAUAAAGCAGAUGGUGAACUAUUGCAUCAAGCUCGUCUUAUUGCUAAAGAAUAUUCGAACGCUCUCAAAUAUAUGCGUUGUCGAAGACCUAAUUGGAUUCCGAAAGUACAACUUGUAUCCAGUCUAACAGGUGAUGGACUUAUUGAAUUUUGGUCUACAGCUUUUAAAUUUCACCAAUCACUAAUUAAAUCAGGUGAAUUACAGAGAAUACGAAAAGAACAAUUGAGAGGCUACUUACAUAGUGUGUCGUUAACUACUCAGUUAAUCAGUUGUCAAUGAAAAUUAUGUGGUUAUUCUCCGUUAUAUCAGAAUGCUUGAACAUCUGUUAUAUUUGGUCGUCGUUGAUUGCUGUGCCGGAAAAACGCUGAUCACUUAUACUCUGAACGAGGGACCUCUGCAAUUCCCACGAUGCAAAAGUAAGAACACAAAGACUGGUAUAAGUGAAGAUUUAUUAGCCCCAAAACACUACGACGAUGAUGAUACAAAUAAUAAUGAAUCACAAUAGUCUAAAAUACACUGGUUUAUAUCUUGAUGGUACACCCAUUUUGAUUAAUAAUUAGUUAUAACAAGUCACUUACUUAGCAUAGUUCAUGUCAACUGAAUACAAGAACAUCGUAUAUUAUACAGAAAAUAUCAUACUGGGAAAACAAAUCAAAUACUUCACUGAAUGAUCCUUACGUUGAAUCAAAACGAAUGUAAUGUCGAAUAAAACUCAUAAUGAGUAAUUCAAUCAAUAAUUGACUUUUCUUUCCAUCAUAUCAACAUCACUGUGAAAGCUAUAAGUGUGAGUUCAUUGUCAGUGAUAGAUAAUUUGCAUCCUAUUAAUGAAUACCUUAGGAAAGAAAAAAAUUUACUCAGACAAAUUAGCAUAUUUAAGCUGCACAAGACUACAGAUAAGUGGAACAGUGUUCUCGUUAACGUUUUUGAUGUUCCAAUAAUGGUGUUUUAUCCAGCAUUUCCGUAAUUUUUCCUCUUUAUUUAGUAGGUGAGUGAUGUGUAUUGUAGCAUAAUUUUCAUUGAAAAUUCCAUUUCAUUUCUCUAGACUUAUGCACACUUUAACCCAUACACAAAUAUAGCGAAAUCUAGAUCUUGUAAUGAAAUCGGCGGCAAGGAUUUCGCAUUUUGCAUUAAACAAAUAGAAAAAUGACUAAGAAAUUCCAACACAACACGUAUAUUGAACACUAAAAAACGUCGCCGGUAAUCCGACAUUAUAUUGUUUCUCUAUAUUUUCUUACAUUAGAUAUGGAUGUGGACAUUUGUUAAAGAGGAGAUUUGGCGUAGAUUUAAAAACAGUCCACUUAUUCUAGAGAAACAAAAAGAAAUCGAAACAUUACUAUUCAACCGAGAAAUCGCUCCUGGUAUAGCCGCUGAAUUAUUACUUGAUAUUGAUCAUAGAAAAUCAUAAUACGCAUAUUGCACAUACCUAUUUAUUGUAUAUUACUAAAUCUAUAAUCACAGAAAUUCUGGACUUUUUCUUUCAAAUUAAUCUCAAAGAAAGUUACUUUUAGUUGGUCUUCUCUACAAUUGCAUUUUAACCCUAUGUUCAUUGUUAUUAUUCAUCUUAAAGAUUGUCUCAGGCAAUUAUUUUUAUUUAUUUCGUCAGAUCUGGCGGUUUUUUCCUUUUAAUUUUCACUUUUCAAGUACUUCUUCAUUAGAUAGAGAAUAUAAGGAAAAUUUAAUUGGUCAAUUCAUUUGUAAAUCACACUUGAAAUAUCUUCAAAUUUCGUUCCCACAGUUUUUUUUCUGAAUUAAACAGAUGUGUUUAUGUGUUAUGUGCAAAACUCAGCUGACCAGUCAAAUGGAUGGUGUUAUGACUAGACGCUAUUUUUAUUUUCACUCUUCAACAAAACGAGUAUAAGUUGGUGUUAUUGGAUUGAUC